This is a messenger RNA of Botrytis byssoidea, 1359 nucleotides long. RefSeq lists its product as uncharacterized. The record is from RefSeq and is a predicted model, not a curated record. The coding region runs from base 1 to 1359 and encodes 452 amino acids. NCBI's taxonomy places the organism in Eukaryota, Fungi, Ascomycota, Leotiomycetes, Helotiales, Sclerotiniaceae. The transcript has 3 exons.
AUGUCAUCCCCAUACGAUCGCAGAGGCGCACAGGCGCGUCGAGGAAAUAUCUCUUACUGGUUACCAUUAGCUUUCACCGUUACUGCAGCCGCAGUAGGUGUAGUAGCAUGGAUAUGGAGCACACGAAGUGAUGAAGACGACGACGACGAUGACGAUGAAAACCGACCUCUUCAACCUCCAAGACCAGAAUAUGGUGAAAGAAAUCCCGAUGGCAGUUUUCGAACAGGUCCUCCUUCGUACGCAGGCGAUAUGCGACCGGGGGAAGCUUCAUUCGGCACAGCGGAUCAACAACCAUCACACCCUUCACGCUCUGAAGAAUCCCAAGGUUACAUAGCUCAGAUGUCAGGCGCAUUGCAAAGAACACCUAGUCCACAGCAAUUUAUCAAUAGUGCAAGUAGAAGUCUUGCGGCAGGGGCUGCUGCUGUAGGUGGUGUUGUGGGAAGUGCUCUCUCCUCAAUCCGGGAGGAAGACAAGCAUGGUUUCGACGAUCAUAGAACAUGGCAAGAGGAAUCAGUUAUACGAAGAAACGCCGCUCCAAGUCCACCCAUCACUACAAAUACAACGCCGACCCCGGCCUCAGGGCCAAUCGAACUACGCUCUGAAAGCACUGCAGGAGUUUCCGCAGCACCUCGAACACCAGUCAGUAACGGGAAAAGGAAGACGGUCGCUAUCGUAGUGUCUGCAGAAUCACACGAUGAUGACGCUGCUUCCGAAGCGGGCUAUCAUCAUGAAUAUGCGUCAAUCCUCUCUCAUCUUCCUCGCAAAACCGACUUCUCUAAGAUACGACUAUUUGUUUUAAUAUAUGCACCAGGAUUAACCGAGCAUCCACUAGACGCUGCUGGUGGAAGACCGGGUGGAUCUCUCAGUUCCUCGUUUUCGAACAUCAGCCCUGGAGAUGUCCAUACACCCGGGGAAGAAAGUGAUAGACAGUUGACUCCGAUGUUUCCCCCAAGGCCUUCGGCUCCACUUGCGUUCGGCCCAAUAUACAAUGAAGCAUUAGGCUUGGUGGAAAAAGAGACUAUGGUCCUACCAUUCACCACUCCAACUGGCCAUGUUCAUAUCCUCCGACAUCUCGCACCUGAAUUUAUAUACCUACAAGAAUCCCUCGGAGGAGAGAACGGAUCGGUUAUCAACCAUCUACAAAGUUGGUUUAGAGAAGAUGUAGUUCUGAUCGUAGGCGCCGAUGGAGGUCAUGGUGGACUCGCAGAUAGCGAAUCCGAAGCGGAGAGUCAAGUUUCAAGAAAAAGAGAACAAUGGUGGGAGAGAGAAGAUAGAGUUGGUCUUGGAAGAGGUGUGGUUGUCAUAGAGGGUAAUCGCAUCGGAGACUUUUGGGCUAGAAAGGUUCUUGGAGUGGAAUAG